Molecule: messenger RNA, 1089 nt
Organism: Penicillium mononematosum
Lineage: Eukaryota; Fungi; Ascomycota; Eurotiomycetes; Eurotiales; Aspergillaceae
Product: lanthionine synthetase C family protein
Exons: 4
Coding region: 1-1089 (362 amino acids)
Biological process (GO): peptide modification; carbohydrate metabolic process
Cellular component (GO): plasma membrane
Source: RefSeq, a predicted model, not a curated record
AUGGCAGAGCGUCCGCAAUACUUUGAGAAUACUUUGACCCCGCUAUCAAUCAAUACGACCACUCUUUUCGAGAGCCUUCAAGAGCUUCGUGUUGCUGUUCGCAAUGGUGCCGAGUUGAUACAGGAGAACACUCCUUUGCCUGAAACAUGGGGCCCAAAUGGCAUAUUUAGAGCUUUCCCCGGUAUUGCUCUGGCAUUUCUACGUCUAGAUUAUCAGUCCUCGGUGCUAGAGGAUCCCAAAGCUGCCUCUCUUGACUAUCGUCGUUACGCACUACAACGGAUUCCAUCAAGCCUCCCCGACACUCCUCUGCUAGCCUCCCGAUUGUCUCCAAUUGGCUCAUCUUCGCCUGUCACUGCUGUCACUCUGCGCGUUUUAGGUAGUUUUGCAAAGAAUAAUUGGCAAGAUAGCGCCAAUGUCAGCAUCGCAAGGGAGGAUAUCGCUUGCCUCCACGAGGCCAUGCAGUGGGCACUAAAGAACGAGCCUCUUGUUGCCCAUGAUGGCCGGAAAAUGGGUGGAGAUGAGAUGCUGUUUGGCCGAGCAGGUCUUCUUUGGGUCCUUUUGAACGUUCGUGCUCAUAAUUUUGAUCAGGAGACGCAGGAACUCCUCUCGCCUGUGCUGGAGGCAAUUCCUGACUUGAUCCGAGUGAUUGUCGAUGCCGGGCGACAAGGAUCCAAGGAAUACACAGAAAAGAACGGAGCCCAAGACGCACAUCCAUUGAUGUACGCAUGGAUGGAGGGUCAUUACUGUUUUGGGGCGGUCCACGGAAUAACCGGUAUUCUAACCAUCCUGCUUUCGUGUAAGCCCGAAGAGCUUACGGACUAUCUUCUUGUGAUUGGUGGUACUAUCACUGCACUCUGCAAGCUAUCUGGAACUACCAAUGGCCACCUCCCAAUGGCACUACCUCCAUAUAGUUUCAGUCAGCGCUCCUCUGAACUAGUCCAGCUAUGUCACGGCAGCCCAGGACUGUUGAUUCUCCUAGGAGCUGCCUUGAAAAACGAAUCCUUAACCCGCGCCCACUGGGAUCCAAGUUGGGACCAAGCCAUAUACAUGGGCACUCAGCGUGUAUGGGAAGAAGGUCUCUCUUUCUAA